Dermacentor andersoni is the source of this 648-nucleotide messenger RNA. The record is from RefSeq and is a predicted model, not a curated record. Lineage: Eukaryota; Metazoa; Arthropoda; Arachnida; Ixodida; Ixodidae.
AUGGCCUCUCCAGCAACAGCAACAACUACAGCAGUGAAGGGUCUCGUGACCUGGCACUGGAACUGUAACGGUUUCGCUAGCAAGAAGGCAGUCUUGCAGCAACACAUAACACAAGUAGCAAGCAAGCUUGAUAUAAUCAUGAUACAAGAGACUCGCACUGAUGCAGUGUCGCGACCCGGUUAUCGGGUAUACGCCAAGUCUCCAAAGGUCAGCGGCGGUAGAGGGAUAUCCACAUUGGUUCGCAAGGGACUCACCUUCAUUGAGCACGAGUUGCACAAUAGUAAAAUUGAAUACAUUCUCAUCGAGGUCAUUACGGGCAAGAAACAAAAGAACAGCACCUUUCUGCUUAACGUCUACAGUAGCCCUUCACACUGGAAGCAAAAAUUCAAGACGCUCCUUCACAAAGCCAGCACCGUGGCGGGGACUCACAGGCUCGUCGCCUGCGGGGACUUCAACGCGGCACACCCGGCAUGGGGAUAUAACAAGCAAUUGGCCAAGGGGCGAGACCUGUUCCAAGACACAUUAGACCUGGGCUUCACCCUCAUCACAGACCCGACUGAUCCUACAAGGAUUGGGAACUCUGUGUCCAGGGAUACGACGUCGGACCUCACGUUCGUGAAGAACGACGAGAAGGGGAAUAUCUCCUGA